Aspergillus nomiae NRRL 13137 is the source of this 984-nucleotide messenger RNA. RefSeq names its product bifunctional phosphatidyl-N-methylethanolamine N-methyltransferase/phosphatidyl-N-dimethylethanolamine N-methyltransferase. The transcript has 5 exons. The coding region runs from base 1 to 678 and encodes 225 amino acids. Gene Ontology annotation, biological process: phosphatidylcholine biosynthetic process. The record is from RefSeq and is a predicted model, not a curated record. NCBI's taxonomy places the organism in Eukaryota, Fungi, Ascomycota, Eurotiomycetes, Eurotiales, Aspergillaceae. Gene Ontology annotation, molecular function: S-adenosylmethionine-dependent methyltransferase activity.
AUGACUACUCUUUCAAAUUUCAUCGAUGUAUCUCAAUCGUCCUUCAAGUGGGCUGCACUCUCCAUCGCUUUCAACCCAAUCUUUUGGAAACUGUUGACUGACCACGGCUUUCCUUCAUCAGCAUUGUUGCCCGUGCUGAAGGCUCAUGUUCUAAAUCUUUCGCCAUCUUUUGUAGAGUAUCGGAAACACUACCUGACUCGUAUAUUCGGUAAUCCAUAUUACGGUUGUUACUUCCUCGCAAUCGCUAUCUUUACCCUGGGAAUCGUGCGCGACCAUGUGUAUCAGUUGGCCCUGGAAGACCAGCCCUAUUAUGCCCCUGUGCACCAACCAAUUCUCGGCGGCGUCUUGUUCGCUGUGGGAUCCGUUCUCGUUCUUUCCAGCAUGUAUGCCCUAGGCGUCACCGGAACCUACCUCGGAGAUUAUUUUGGUAUUCUCAUGGAUGCUCCCGUCACCGGCUUCCCUUUCAAUGUCACUGGCUCCCCUAUGUAUUGGGGAAGCACUCUGAAUUUCCUGGGUGUCGCCCUUUACAAGGGCAAAGUUGCCGGAAUCCUCCUGACCGCCGAGGUGUUCAUUCUGUACUGGUUUGCUCUUCAGUGGGAGGAUCCUUUCACUGCUGAGAUCUAUGCCAAGCGCGAGCGCGAACGUGCAAAGGCCAAGCAAGGCGGCAAGAGCCAGUAAAAGUGCUAUGGUACCGCGGCCAGUACAAGCCGCGACCAAAGGCGAGGCCAACACUUACAGGAUUGAGUCUUUGGACUUUCAACAACCAUCAAUCCAUGUCAGUCGGGAGGGAAUAGAUAGACACAGCCCCACGGGGGGCUAGGAACUACGUGAUCGAGAUGCUAGAGUGGGAUUCAACAAUGGAAGGAAGCCUGAGAAGAUACAACAAAAACGUGAAAGACACGUCCCAAAUGAUACGAGGGCGAAUAUGGAGAGUAGUCAUAGAACAAAAAGAAGUCAAGAGACAAUAUAUUUCUGCCUGCUUUU